Messenger RNA from Tripterygium wilfordii, 1098 nucleotides. RefSeq lists its product as uncharacterized. Lineage: Eukaryota; Viridiplantae; Streptophyta; Magnoliopsida; Celastrales; Celastraceae. The coding region runs from base 1 to 1098 and encodes 365 amino acids. The transcript has 2 exons. The record is from RefSeq and is a predicted model, not a curated record.
AUGGUUCUUGGAGGCACUAGCAAUACCCUCAUCCAGUCUAUUAAAGAUCAUCUCCACUCUUGUUUCAAGAUCAAAGACUUGGGCUCAUUAAAAUACUUUCUUGGUCUUGAAAUCACUCGCUCUAAUUCAGGUCUGAUGGUCACUCAACGUAAAUAUGCCUUGGAUUUACUUCAUGAUUCAAAUUUCCUCGAUGCCAAGCCCCUCGCAUCACCCACUGAACUCAAUACUCAUCUCUCCAUUCAAUCGGGCACUCUUCUGCCUGAUGUUGGUCUUUAUCGCCGCCUUAUUGGUCGUUUGACUUAUCUUACUUUAACCCGCCCAGAUGUGAGCUACGCUGUUCAUCAUUUAAGUCAAUUUUUACAUGCUCCCACUGAUCAACAUUUGAACGCUGCCUAUCGUGUUCUGCGUUACAUCAAGAGUUGUCCAGGUCAGGGCAUUUUCUUUCCUUCAACACACUCUUCUGCCUUGCGUGCCUAUUGUGACACAGAUUGGAGUUCUACUAUUCGUGCUUAUUGUGAUUCUGAUUGGGCCUCUUGUCGGGACUCUCGUCGUUCUGUCACUGGUUUUUGCAUCAUGCUCGGUGACUCUCUGGUUUCCUGGAAAUCUAAAAAGCAAUCUACAGUUUCACGUUCCUCCGCUGAAGCCGAGUAUCGUGCCAUGGCCAAUACUUGCAGUGAACUUCUUUGGUUGUCUGCUCUUCUUCGAGACUUCAAUGUGGUUCAUUCUCAUCCUAUUUCAUUAUACUGCGACUCACAAGCUGCUGUUCAUAUUGCUAAUAAUCCUGUAUUUCAUGAACGCACCAAGCACAUUGAAAUCGAUUGUCAUUUCGUUCGUGAAAAGGUUCAGCUUGGUUUUCUUCGGCUUCUACACAUUGCCUCUACUGACCAGCCAAGUGAUUUCUUAACAAAACCUAUUCCCGUCCAUCAACUUCAUCACCUGUUGCGCAAGUUGAACGUUGUUGAUCCCCAUCGUUCACCUUGUGGGGGGUUUUAUAUUAUUCUAUUCUUUAGCUUUUUGGUUUAUCAAGGUUUGAGCUGUAUUGCACUUGUAGUAGAGGAAGCUGAAUAUACUGAACGAGUCAUCUCUGUUCUUGAGUAA